Messenger RNA from Micropterus salmoides (largemouth bass), 822 nucleotides. RefSeq names its product G2/M phase-specific E3 ubiquitin-protein ligase-like. The transcript has 6 exons. Gene Ontology annotation, molecular function: ubiquitin-protein transferase activity. Bases 97 to 633 code for a protein of 178 amino acids. The record is from RefSeq and is a predicted model, not a curated record. NCBI's taxonomy places the organism in Eukaryota, Metazoa, Chordata, Actinopteri, Centrarchiformes, Centrarchidae.
AUACUGGUGUUCUGGAAGAGGGAAUUGACACUGGUGGUCCAAGACGAGAGUUUUUGACUCUACUGAUGAAACACCUAAAAGACCGGCCCAUUUUUGAUGGACCAGAAGGACAUCGGUUCUUGGUCUACAAUGCAAAUGAUUGAGAAUGCUGCUUCAUUGGAUGCUCUGCAAGAAUGUAUGAUGAGACACAGCACAAUGUUACAGACAGCAGGUUGUCUGAGACAUGUGGCUACUGUGGAAGAAAAGAAAGAAAUCGUGUCAGACUACCUCCAAUGGUAUAUUAUUGACCGCAACUCAUCUGUAAUUAAAAGAUUCAGAGACGGUCUUUCAACCCUGGAGUUUUUGAAUGCACUACAGCAACACCCUACUUUGCUGGCCCCUGUCCUGUACCACUCUGAAAGUCGAAUCACUGCUUCUGAACUUGAGAGACUCUUCAAAACUGACCUCAGUCCUUUGGGGAGUAAUCGAAGACUUAAAGAAAGUCAAACCAUGGCCUACUGGGCAGACUAUCUCCUUGAUUGUGAAGAAGACCAGGCUGCUGUGUCUGUGGAAGAUGUUUUGAUGUUUGCUACUGGGCUGUCCUCACUUCCCCCAUCUGGCUCAGUCACAAAUGGACUUUGGAAUUCAAAAUAGUCCAGGAUUUGGCUGUUUCUAAGCUAUACGAUGGAUGACCCCUAGAGUUAAGACUCAUGACCAGCGUGAGCCUACGUGUGACGUACAACAGAAGCGCUGCGCUGUUACACUACGCAAACUCACUCGAGGCCCACAGCGAAGGAAAUUAAUAGUUGAAUGAAGUCGUUAUUUUGUUUGUUUUUGCGCACA